UUGGCAUAUUUAAGGGGCUGCUGUAAGCGAGAACAAAAUUGAAGAAAUCUAUAUUCCACUGUGCCCGUAAAUGUCGAUGCCCACAACCUUUCCGGCGAUCAAUUGCGCUGCCAAUGUAAGCAGUCCCGAUAAUCUGAGUUACGUCAAUGGCAACUGCCCCAAGGGUUGUGUGCGAACAUUGCGGGGUCGUUGUGUGCCGGAGAGGUGUACUACUGAUUGGAUUGGUUGGCUAAAUCGUCCUGUGACCAUGUCCUGUUACUUUCACUGGUUCCUCCUGAUGCUUGCCGCGCUCGUAAUGUUCCUAAUGUUGGGUCUGAUGGUCUGUAAUCUGGUCUACGAGGUGCGUUUAUGUCUGCGCAAGCGGCGAAGGCUCCGCUAUCGACGCUUUUCUGGCAGCAGCAGCACCAGCAGCGACAAUAGCGUUGCCUAGCGAGCUGAAGGAGAGGGAUGUCGAGAAUGAGAGCAAGAGCGAGAGAGAGAGAGAGCUGCUUCACAUGUCGUUUUUAUACAUUCGCACAUUAAUGUUGACACGCACACACACACGCACGUAUACACACGCAUACUCACACAUAUGCGUGCCCAUGCGUUCGUUGGAGGCGACGGCAUAAAGAAAGCAAGGGAUUUGGCAUAAUCUACAAUACAUUAGCGGUAGCUUUGCUCUGGCUUUCAAUUCAAUUCUUUAGGUAUCUCAACGAAAUCCAUGUAAAUUACGAUUUGGCACCUUGCGCGAACAACGUCCUUGUCCUCGUCCCCAUCGCCAUCGCCAUCGCCACCCCCAUCCCCAUUCUAGUCAUCAGCAGUCGGCAGACGCUGGCACUCAAGCGCAACUAAACAGGCAUCCAAAUCCUAUUAGUAGUUAAAAUGCCGCAGCAUCUGCUUGAUUGGCAAAUGCUUGCGGCUUGCUUAAAAAAGAGGAGAUACAGUGGAACCUACAUAAGCACACAUGCAUAUCAAUUCGAGUCGGAAGUUACAUGAUGUUGCAUCUAACUAAACAUAAAGUGUUGAUUUUUAAUAAAUACUUGCUGCCACAAUUCAAA
Messenger RNA from Scaptodrosophila lebanonensis, 1037 nucleotides. RefSeq lists its product as uncharacterized. Lineage: Eukaryota; Metazoa; Arthropoda; Insecta; Diptera; Drosophilidae. Bases 71 to 430 code for a protein of 119 amino acids. The transcript has a single exon. The record is from RefSeq and is a predicted model, not a curated record.